CAGUUUCCAAACUCUUUCACUUUCGAAUUCUUUGUCACGUACAAGGAAAUUAUCCGAGACGCUUUGUCAAUCACCUUCGACAUUUAGAAAAAAAGUAACCCCUAAUCUAUAGCCUACAAAUAGAGUUUACUUUAUCCACUUUAACACACGAUGGCUCUUUUCGACGUUACUGGUUUUAAAACGUAUUCUGAGCUCCGGGAGCAGAUUCUUCCAGCACAACAGACGCAUCUCGUCGACAGAACCAACCACUACAAUUUCGGGACCAAAACUCAAGAAUUCGCUGUGCCUCUGGGUGUUGAUCCAUCAGGGUUUCUCAAGUCCUGCAACCGUGACGGAGGUGUGUGUAUAGAGCUGAACCACGGCACCACCACUCUGGCCUUCAAGUUCAGACAUGGUGUCAUCGUGGCUGUGGACUCCAGAGCCUCAGCUGGCCAUUAUUUAGCAUCCAACGAUGUCAACAAGGUCAUAGAGAUCAACCCCUACCUGCUGGGCACCAUGUCGGGCAGCGCUGCAGACUGCCAGUACUGGGAGAGACUCCUGGCCAAAGAGUGCAGGCUGUACAGGCUGAGGAACAACCACAGGAUCUCUGUGGCUGCUGCCUCCAAACUGCUGUCUAACAUGAUGCUGGGUUACCGAGGCAUGGGCCUGUCCAUGGGAAGCAUGAUCUGUGGAUGGGACAAAGAGGGCCCUGGUCUGUACUAUGUGGACGAUAACGGGACGCGUCUGUCGGGCCGUAUGUUCUCUACUGGUUGUGGUAACAGUUACGCCUACGGUGUGGUGGACAGCGGUUACCGGGAAGACAUGACGGUGGAGGAAGCGUAUGAACUGGGCCGUCGGGGCAUCGCUCACGCUACACACAGGGAUGCUUACUCUGGAGGGGUGGUCAACAUGUACCACAUGCAGGAGGACGGCUGGAUUAAGGUGUGUAAGGAAGACGUAUCAGAGCUGAUCCACCGCUACAGGAAGGGGAUGUUCUGAAGGUCAGAACCCAGAUCAACCUCAGCACUCUGAAUAGCGACCAAUGAUGCGUUUCUUUCCAAAAUGAUGAAACUGUCAGUAUGUCUCAAAAGUACAUUGAAUCAGUUGAUAUCUGAUUUUGGAAAUGAAUGGCCCUACUUUGUCUCAGAGCAGAGUGAAAUGGAAGUGUCCAUUUCUGAAUAAGGAUCAAUAAAAUGUCAGUCAAAUCAUGAAAAGCUACAUAACUAUUUCUUUCCUACAUAUGAGCAUAAACUUUCCAGGAUGCCAUCAUUAAAUUGAGAUCUCAUUGUCUAGAUCUUUGUUUGGUUAAUGUUCUUUAUGUUAUAUAACAUUGGUACUGUACAUGUAGAUACUCUCCAAGCUUACACGGUUUGUGCUAACCAGACAUCCUGUUCCAAAUAAAGACUUGUUCAUCUCA
Chelmon rostratus (copperband butterflyfish) is the source of this 1396-nucleotide messenger RNA. RefSeq names its product proteasome 20S subunit beta 8A (gene psmb8a). Lineage: Eukaryota; Metazoa; Chordata; Actinopteri; Chaetodontiformes; Chaetodontidae. The coding region runs from base 151 to 978 and encodes 275 amino acids. The record is from RefSeq and is a predicted model, not a curated record. Gene Ontology annotation, cellular component: proteasome core complex. Gene Ontology annotation, molecular function: threonine-type endopeptidase activity. The transcript is spliced from 6 exons.